Messenger RNA from Dovyalis caffra, 1656 nucleotides. NCBI's taxonomy places the organism in Eukaryota, Viridiplantae, Streptophyta, Magnoliopsida, Malpighiales, Salicaceae. The record is from the annotation of a GenBank genome assembly.
AUGCAACCUCUUCAUGCAUGCACUUUUUGUCUCACAUCUACAACAUCUACUUAUGCGACCCUAAAUCCCUCUACUCGUGCCACACUUGAUUUUGCAUCAACUCUACCACCUCCUUGCUAUAAAUACUCUUCUUUCCAAGCAAGUAUAUCAACCUCAGUUCAAAUGGGGAGCCUUGAGUCAAACCUGCCAGAGACUAGCCAAUUCAAGCCACUAGACCCUGAAGAAUUUAGAAAACAAGCCCAUCAAGUGGUUGAUUUCAUUGCAGAUUACUACAAGAAUGUCGAAACAUAUCCAGUUCUCUCUCAGGUUCAACCUGGCUACCUCCAAACCUGCCUCCCUGGAACCGCCCCGUACCGACCCGAACAGUUUGCUACUAUCCUUGAAGACAUUCAAAAUCACAUAAUCCCUGGCAUGACUCAUUGGCUAAGCCCUAAUUUCUUUGCAUUCUUUCCUGCUACAGUAAGUACUGCAGGUUUUCUUGGAGAAAUGUUGUGCACCUGCUUUAAUUCUGUUGGGUUCAAUUGGCUUGCUUCACCUGCUGCUACUGAGCUAGAGAUGAUUGUUUUGGAUUGGCUUGCUAACAUGCUUAAGCUACCCAAAACAUUCUUGUUUUCAGGUUCAGGUGGUGGUGUCAUUCAAAACACAACAAGUGAAGCAGUUCUUGUAACACUCAUUGCAGCAAGAGACAGAGUUCUCAACAACAUUGGUGUCCAAAAUUUGUCUAAGCUUGUGGUUUAUGGUUCUGACCAGACACAUGCAAUGUUCCCUAAGGCAUGCAAAGUGGCUGGCAUAAAUCCCUGUAACAUAAGGUUAAUACCAACUACCAUUGACUCAUGUUUUUCUCUAUCUCCUGUGGCACUCCGUACGGUCGUGGAAGCUGAUGUGGCAGCUGGAUUGGUCCCACUUUAUCUUUGUGCAACUGUGGGGACUACUUCAACCACUGCCGUUGAUCCCAUCGGGCUGCUCGCCGACGUGGCAAAUGCUUAUGGCAUGUGGGUUCAUGUGGAUGCUGCUUAUGGUGGUAGUGCAUGUAUCUGUCCAGAGUUUACGCACCACUUCAAUGGCAUUGAAAGCGUUGACUCUUUGAGUUUAAGCCCACACAAAUGGCUACUCACUUAUUUGGAUUGUUGUUGCUUAUGGGUGAAAAAUCCAAGCUUACUAGUGAUGGCAUUGAGCACAAAUCCUGAGUACUUGAGAAACAACCCGAGCGAGUCCGAUUCGGUUGUGGAUUUUAAGGAUUGGCAAAUCGGUACCGGUCGCAGGUUCAAAUCCCUCCGAUUAUGGCUCGUAUUGCGUAGCCACGGCACCGCCAAUCUCCAAAGCCACAUCCGAUCCGACAUCCGAAUGGCCAAAACGUUCGAGCGGCUCUUGAAAUCCGACCCCCGUUUUGAAAUCGUGGUGCCUAGACAGUUUGCAUUGGUAUGCUUUCGACUAAACCCGGAUAACCAAUGCAGGUUCGAUCACACCGAGUUACUAAACCGGAAACUACUCGAAUCGGUGAACUCGACCGGCCGGGUUUAUAUGACCCACACGAUCGUCGGUGGGGUAUACAUCCUGAGAUUUGCAGUGGGGGCCACACUUACUGAAGAAAGCCACGUGGCCGCUGCGUGGAAGUUGAUAAAAGAAGCAGCUGAUGCAUUGCUUAAGGGUGCAUGA